AUGGUAGAUUGCAAACCUGUGAAGACUACUAUGACUUUGGGAGUGAAAUUUUCUAUUGAUCAAUGCCCUAAGUCUGAGGAAGAUGCUGAAGAAAUGACACAUGUGCCUUAUGCUAGUGCUAUAGGUAGUUUGAUAUAUGCCAUGGUGUGCAAGAGACUUGAUAUUGCACAAGUAGUGGGAGUUUUAAGUCGUUUUAUGUCAAAUCCUGGCAAAGAGCAUUGGAGUGCUGUAAAGUUGGUUCUUAGAUAUCUGUGUGGGACCUCUGAUUUAGCAUUAUGUUAUGGGGGCAUGGCAACUAGGGAUGAGCUAGAGGUGAUAGGUUUUGUGGAUGCUGAUUGGGGAGGUGAUCUCGGUAGUAGGUGUUCUACAAGUGGGUAUGUAUUCACUUUAUUUGGUGAUGUUGUUUGCUGGAUGAUUAAAAGGCAAAAUAUUAUGGCUUUGUCAUCGACUAAGGCAUAA
This is a messenger RNA of Pistacia vera, 459 nucleotides long. Its product is annotated as secreted RxLR effector protein 161-like. The transcript has a single exon. The record is from RefSeq and is a predicted model, not a curated record. Bases 1 to 459 code for a protein of 152 amino acids. Lineage: Eukaryota; Viridiplantae; Streptophyta; Magnoliopsida; Sapindales; Anacardiaceae.